AUGCCCACCAGAGCCAAAACCCUAGAUGGGAUCCUACCUUCGAUCGUCCAGACUUUCCACUCAUCUCCACGCUGGCGUCUCCAUUGCGACUCCACCAAGCACCCGAUGUGGGCAGCAGCUCCUUUUCGACCGCAACUCGCUUUAGAUGCAACUUCGGCCGGUGCUACGGACCCUCUGCCAUCCAUUGCAGCGGAGCCCUUUCAUGAGCAGGCGAUCAAGUUGAAGGUUCCCAGGGACAAGCAUACGCUUAACUACAAGCAUCUGAACCUCGAUUUUCGGCUCAUCACCGACGAGGCCACCGGAGAAAAGAAGCGGAAGGUGGACAUGUGGUUUAGCAGCCGGAAAACAACCGCCGCCAGUCACUGC
This is a messenger RNA of Striga asiatica, 366 nucleotides long. Lineage: Eukaryota; Viridiplantae; Streptophyta; Magnoliopsida; Lamiales; Orobanchaceae. The record is from the annotation of a GenBank genome assembly.